AUGGAACAACUCAUACAGAAUCAAAUGAUCUCGGCCGCCGUGCAGCUCGAAAAGCACCUUGACAGUGAACUAGAUCGGCUGGAAAAUCUGAAUACGGACGAUCUGGACAAGCUGCGUGAACAGCGCAUUCAGCAGCUCAAGAAACAGGCUCAGCAAAGACAGGAAUGGAAAAACAACGGGCACGGCGAAUACUCGGAGCUGGCGGAUGAGAAGGAAUUCUUCGCGAUAUCGAAAAAGUCACCCAAUAUUGUGUGCCAUUUCUAUCGCGACUCCACACCCCGUUGCCGAAUCGUGGAUAUGCACCUGAAGAUACUGGCCACCAAGCAUUUGGAGGCGAAGUUUUGCAAGGUGAACGCGGAACGCUGCCCGUUCCUUACAGAGCGCCUACGCAUUAAGGUGAUACCGAGCAUUGCACUGAUAAAGGACAGCAAAACGAAGGACUACAUCGUGGGCUUUACCGAUUUGGGCAAUUGCGAUGAUUUCAGCACCGAGAUGCUCGAAUGGCGUAUCGCCCAAUCCGGUGCGAUCGAAUACAGCGGUGAUCUCUUGACUCCACCGGAUGUGAAAAAGCAAAAGAAACCAACUAACUUAAAAACCAUUCGUGGAGGGUACGAUUCGGAUGAUUCCGACAUCGACUUCGAUGAUUAA
Molecule: messenger RNA, 648 nt
Organism: Anopheles marshallii
Lineage: Eukaryota; Metazoa; Arthropoda; Insecta; Diptera; Culicidae
Product: thioredoxin domain-containing protein 9
Exons: 2
Coding region: 1-648 (215 amino acids)
Biological process (GO): microtubule cytoskeleton organization
Cellular component (GO): cytoplasm
Source: RefSeq, a predicted model, not a curated record